Molecule: messenger RNA, 1423 nt
Organism: Mastomys coucha (southern multimammate mouse)
Lineage: Eukaryota; Metazoa; Chordata; Mammalia; Rodentia; Muridae
Gene: Reeld1
Product: reeler domain containing 1
Molecular function (GO): oxidoreductase activity, acting on metal ions
Source: RefSeq, a predicted model, not a curated record
ACAGAAUCGAGAAGCAGGGGCCAGUUCGUAAGGCAUGCUGGCCAUUCUAGACAGCCUGGGAGCUUUGGGGAAGAGGCAGACACAGGCUUUAAAAAGACAGGUAGGGAGCAAUUAGGAAAAACCAUUCCUUGUUGCCUUUGUUCUCAUCCAUGUACCUGUAUGCACACAUGUGCCACACACACAUUAACAAGUACAAAUGCACUACACAAACAUUAACAAAAACAGGGACAAAUUUGUAGUUUUUAGAAAUGAAACACUUGCCAUAGCCAGGCUUGUACUUUUGACAUUGACCUUGGGAAACAGCACUAAAAUUAUCACAGAGGCAAAGGGAGCCUAGGACUCAGGCCAGCAUGUCUGAAAACUCCGCUUCAUUUUCUUCAGGACAGGAACUGGGGCCAAUGUUUGUCACGUCUGAGAAAGGCCCAGGAUGAAAAUCCUAGCUGUCCUUGCAAGCUGGACUUGUGCCACCCUGACUCUAGCUUCCUGCUAGACCUUUUCCCAUGGUUGCAGCACCCAGGCCUGUGAAUACAUGUGGCCCAGGCACACACAAACCCAGCCCAAGCACCCUGGUACCCACCAUAUCAACCAUACCAGCAGGUCUUCAUGCUUGCCAGGAGACAAGAUUCCAGUGUCUGUCCAAAACAGUCGCAACACCACAGGCUUGCUGCAAGCACGCACAGUGGCUGGUCACCAGAUAGCAGGCACCUUUGUCUCUCCUCGCCAUUCUAAACUGAUGACUUGUUUUGAAGAGGCAGAUACUGUCACUUCUGACAACACCCCAAAGAGGACACUUUUGUUCAUGUGGAAAGCCCCUGCCCAACCUGUGGGGUACAUUGGGUUCCUCAUUAGAGUGACAAAGUUAUUGUGGGAUACAGAGAGUCUGUCUCAGUCACCUUCACACACAUCUACUGUAUGCAGCAAUGCCCAGCAACUCAGUGGAGAGAUCAACCCAAUCCUACAACCAUCCCCGGAUAUCUGUAAGUUGGAGAUUCUUACUCAGAAUUAUCUGAGCUUUGGUUCUUUGGAAUCCUGCCUAUCCUUGGAUAAGGGUGAACAGUCAGACUCAUCACGAGCCUCUGAUAGCUCUUUAUAUGAUACACAGCACAGGGAGCAGAGCGUGGAGGAGGGUGGUGUGGGAUACUUUAGCAAGACCGACCUAAGGCCUGAAGUGAAGCUAGAGGGAGCCAGUGCCCCUUUGAUGAUGCAGCUCAGGACUCCACAGCUGGGAAUCCUGAUUGGCCUGUCAACCACCCGGGGUAUGGCCCUGGCUGCUGGACUUCGCUAUCUGUAUCCUCAGUAUUGCCACAAGCAGGCAGAGGGUCCUUCUGCAGAUGCUGUUGUCAGGAGUGACGACGAGGUGGUGCAUGUCAGGAGGACAGGUGAACUGAAUCUCUCUGUCGGGGACAAGAACCUUGUGCUCUGA